AUGUCCGGAGCGUGGCAGCAGCUGGAGCAGCUGCUCACGUGCGCCAUCUGCAUGGAUCGAUUCAAGAAUCCCAAACUGCUUCCCUGUCAGCAUACGUAUUGCUGCGAUCCGUGCAUGGAAGGCCUGGUCGAUUACGCUAGACGUCAAAUCAAGUGUCCAGAAUGCCGAACCGAACACCGCAUUCCGUACAACGGGGUUCAGACGCUCCCUACAAACGUGACCCUUAUGCGGUUCUUGGAGCUCCAUCGCAGUAUGACCGGUGAAGAACCCGAGCCCGAAGAAGCCAUGAUGGGCAGAUGUUCCGUUUGUUCCGAGAAACAACACCUCAUCAGCUGCCAUCACUGCAACAAGAAAAUUUGCGCCGAUUGCAAGGAGGCGCACCUCGACGUCAUGCGCCGAGAAAUAUCUCGGAUCUGCUCCAACGUGCGGCGAUCUGUCAGCCGACUCGAGGAUACGCUGAAGGAGACCAAGAAGAACGAGGAGAAACUCAUCACCAAUUGCGUCAACGUUCAAGAGGAAAUCUCCGAUAUCAUCAACCGGAGCGUCAAAGAUUUGGAAAAACUCAAGGAGCGACUCGAAGGCGAAGUUAAAGGAUACGAAGAAGUCGAGAGCGGUACCUUGUUGAAGCUCUCCGACAAUCUCGAUCAGGAAGUCACGACAAUCAACGCGAAUUGCGACGUUGUAGAGAAGUACAUCGACGAAGACCACGACUGGACCGACGUUGAAUUGGUAGAGUACAAGGAAAUCUUCGUGAAAACUCUCGAGUUCCUCCGCAAUUUCGAUGCCGAUACCACGGACUAUGGACGGAGAGUACGUCUGAAUAUUCUGACCGACACGGAACAGGUGCAUAAGAUGUUGGCUGGUUUCCUAGAACUCAAAAUCCAAGCUUCCACGAGCGUCAACCAGAGUCUUGCUCCGGCGGGCCAGACCCUUCCCAAUGCUCUGAUGAGAUCUCAAUCCGACCACCGUUUGGCGAGUCAAUUCAAGAAAGUAGAUUCGCGUUCUAUGCUCGACAUUUCCCAGCGUGACGGCGCCAGUGAUGAGGAACGCGGACAGGGCAAAAGCGACAUUCUGAGAAGAUACGGACUCCUCGGUGACGAGGACAGUCACGGCGGUUCCCGACAUGGCUACAAAUCGAAAUACGUCCGAGACCUCCUACAGGAGCAAGACAGUCUGAUGAGACCGUCUCUCAACACAGCGAGUCGGAUCGACGACGAGAAGACCAAGGAGCCUGAACCUCUCCCCAAAGUGUUUGACGUCGAUGGAGCUGUUCGGGCUCCACUCAGCGGCAUCGUCAAGAUCGACGACUCGGGAAAAUUCAUGGAGCGAGUGUUCGAGAGUGAAAAGAAGGCGAAAACUAAAAAAGUCGAGAAGGAAAAUCUCCGCAAAAUGCAGGAACAGCAACAACAGCUUACGCAAAUGGCCCAGCAGCCUGAGCUGAAUAAUAAGUUCGGGAUUCAAAUCAGCCUGGAGGCAGGAAGGCUUUUAGUGGUUUGCAAGUAUCACGACGCCGAAAGUAGAUUAGAAGCUCCACGCGAGACCAACCCCCGGACUGCGUACAUUCAGAAGGGCGAAUGCAAGUUGAGCAUCGGAAAGCGAGGCUCUGAGACCGGCAGCUUCACGUGGCCUCGUUCCGUGGCUGUCGGGCCUGACGGAUCGCUCGUCGUCGCCGACUCGUCUAAUCAUCGAGUGCAGGUGUUCGACUCGAAUGGGAGGUUCCUGCAUGCAUUCGGGAAACAAGGAAGUGCAGAUGGAGAACUCGACAAUCCUGCAGGAGUUGCCGUUAACAGGAUCGGGCAAAUAAUCGUUUCGGAUAGGUACAAUAAUCGAGUGCAGAUUUUCGACGCAAGUGGACGAUUCAUUCGAGCUUUCGGAGGCGACGGUCGCAGCGACGGAAAAUUCCAGUGCCCUUGGGGUCUCACCACAGAUAGUCUAGGAUUCAUUUACGUCUGCGACAAAGAGAAUCACCGUGUCCAGGUCUUUCAGUCGGAUGGAAGUUUCGUAGGUAAAAUGGGCAGCGUUGGAUGUCGGCCCGGCUGUCUUGAACAUCCGUCCUACAUAGCCGUAUCCAGCACCAACCGGGUAAUCGUGAGUGACACCAACAAUCACCGCGUCCAGGUGUUUGACGUCAACGGCAAAUGUCAGUUCACGUUCGGCGCUGAGGGUUCUGAAGAAGGCCUGUUUCGAUUUCCGCGAGGCAUCGCCGUGGAUGACCAAGGCUAUAUCAUUGUUUCCGACUCGGGCAACAACAGAAUCCAAGUUUUCCAGCCGGACGGAAGUUUCAUCAAAGCAUUCGGCAGCUGGGGUGCCGAGAGCGGUAAAUUUAAGGGUCUGGAGGACCUCGCUGUCAGCAGCAAAGGAGACAUUGUCGCAUGCGAUCGGGAAAACCAUCGCAUUCAAGUAUUCUAA
Galendromus occidentalis (western predatory mite) is the source of this 2409-nucleotide messenger RNA. It is a transcript of the gene tn, whose product is annotated as tripartite motif containing protein thin. Gene Ontology annotation, molecular function: zinc ion binding; protein binding; ubiquitin protein ligase activity. Gene Ontology annotation, biological process: proteasome-mediated ubiquitin-dependent protein catabolic process; protein polyubiquitination. NCBI's taxonomy places the organism in Eukaryota, Metazoa, Arthropoda, Arachnida, Mesostigmata, Phytoseiidae. Bases 1 to 2409 code for a protein of 802 amino acids. The transcript has 13 exons. The record is from RefSeq and is a predicted model, not a curated record.